This is a messenger RNA of Kwoniella botswanensis, 969 nucleotides long. RefSeq lists its product as uncharacterized. The record is from RefSeq and is a predicted model, not a curated record. Lineage: Eukaryota; Fungi; Basidiomycota; Tremellomycetes; Tremellales; Cryptococcaceae. The transcript has a single exon. Bases 1 to 969 code for a protein of 322 amino acids.
AUGGAAGGGAACAAUAAUGAUAAUGGUAAUCACCAUCCAUAUGAUCCUUUAAACCCUUACGGACUUGUCCCUCAGCAACAAGAGCCAUCUGCAGUGGUCACCAAUACGAGGACUAACAGGUCAGUCUAUCAGAGAAAAAGUCUCAACGAAGAAAGUUAUCGAACACCUGCAAUAUCCUUCACCAGCGCUGGCACUGGGUCUGGAAGAGUAGGAGAUAAGAAAUAUCAUCGAAGAUUGAAUAAUUCUGAAUUUAUAAAGGGCGUUCAACCAAAAGGUAAGAACUACCAUUAUGUCAAUGGAAAGAGGGUUGCUGGAUCGAUUGCGAGUACGAUUGCUCAGAGUAGAAGUAAAUCACAAUCAAGCAAUGAAGUUGCUCAACCCUCUUUGGCGAGUGAUAGGAGGGCUAGAAAAGCAGGUUUAACGGUGAUUCAUCAUGAUAUCAACUCGGAUACUCCCAGUGUUGACACUGACAGUCAAGGACCCUUUCAAACCGAUGUCACUCAACCACAUGGUAACUUGGGACAACAAGGAUAUGCAGCUACAGAGUAUUCUCAAGACCGAUCGGUUUACGGUCCAGGAGCUUUUGACAAUGCAGCUGAAGAUGGAGGGAUCGAUCUCCGGGCAUUGGAUUGGGCCAACAGAGCGCUGUUCAGUGAUCGGGCGCUUGAUACAGUAACGACGGGAAUCGAGACUUUAGGAUUGACCUCCUCCCAAGAUCAUGGUCAUGGCGAUAAUCUCGGUUGGAUGAUGGGCGAUACUCCAAAUCAAGAUAAUUCUUCACAUCUGUACGGACCUUGUUAUCCGGCUGUACAUGGACCAGCGCCCGCGCCCGACGAUGAGAUAUGCGAGAUCACUUUCAGCUAUACUUCCACUGGUUCGAAUGCUUCCAAGCGGGUUAAAACUUUCUCUGGUAUCUCUGGUAAAAGAGGGAAAGAGAUCGAAAAGGCCGUAGAACAGUGGUCGGUGUGA